Penicillium cataractarum is the source of this 1941-nucleotide messenger RNA. RefSeq names its product putative NAD+ kinase Utr1. Gene Ontology annotation, molecular function: NAD+ kinase activity. NCBI's taxonomy places the organism in Eukaryota, Fungi, Ascomycota, Eurotiomycetes, Eurotiales, Aspergillaceae. The transcript has a single exon. Bases 1 to 1941 code for a protein of 646 amino acids. Gene Ontology annotation, biological process: NADP+ biosynthetic process; NAD+ metabolic process. The record is from RefSeq and is a predicted model, not a curated record.
AUGGCGUCGCCUGGCAGUGAUCAUUCUCACCGAUCUGAUAUUCCCUCGACGCUACCUGCGCUUGCCUCGAAAACCCCGUCUCACAUUUCCCCGAUUCCCGCGACGGCCAACACCAACGGCAGCGCGAGUGCCCCACCUCCCCCAUCUGCCUCAACCGUCGGCGCGGCGCUCCUCCGCGAUUAUGCCCUUCAUAUAGAACCCUCCCAGACACACAUUCCCUCCCACGACCCCGCUCCGCAACCCCCAGGCUGUGAUAUGUUCCCUGCGCCCAAGAACGGACUCGCCCAGGAGGAGACUGCUGGCUGGUCACUCCCUUCCUCGACCAUUCGCCGGUUUCGCCAGAAGUCCAUGUCCGGGCCCCGAUCACUGUCCACCGACUGCAUACCUCGGCAAACCAUCAUGAAGGCCCUGGCUUCACGCCCAUGCCUGACCGGCAAUAACUCGAAUCCCCCUUUCACAAAUCCCUGGACCGGUCUCAUUGCCAAUGGCACGAGUGAAGCCGCGUCGUCGCCGCCAGACGACAAGGAGCGCCGAUCCAGCAAUGCCUCCUCUCAAAAGUUAUCUACAGCGCUGUCUAACUUGCAACUAAGCGGAUAUCUGGAGCGGUCGCCCUCCACAGCACGGUUGAUGCUCCAGUCCCCAUGUUACUUCCACCAGCGGUUCGACGAUGCCGUUAAUAUCAAAAAGGUGUUGGAGGAGAUUGCGGAUGACGAGUGGCUAUCACAUUCACGGCUGGUCCAGACUGCGACGGGGGUCCGCGAGGUUUCAAAACAAUUGCAAAGGCGGCCGAUCAAACGUGCCGUACGAACUAUCAUGAUCGUCACUAAAGCACGGGACAACAGCCUGGUCCACCUGACACGCGAGCUAACGGAGUGGCUGCUGUCAACCCCGCGAUAUGGAAGUGAUUUGGGUGUUAAUGUCUACGUUGAUGCGAAGCUGCGGAACUCCAAACGGUUCGACGCCGCGGGUCUUCUACAAAAGGAACCGCGGUUCGCCCAGAUGCUCCAUUUCUGGACCCCAGAUCUGUGCUGGACGUCGCCGGAGAAAUUCGAUUUGGUGUUGACACUGGGCGGUGACGGUACUGUCCUAUUCACUUCCUGGCUAUUCCAGCGCGUGGUGCCCCCCGUGCUUUGCUUCUCGCUUGGCAGUCUGGGCUUCUUGACGAAUUUCGAAUUCAACGAAUAUAAAUCGCAUCUCAAUGGUGUCAUGGGCGAUAUCGGGAUGCGCGUCAAUCUGCGGAUGCGCUUCACGUGUACCGUGUUCCGGAAAGACCGGAGCAAGGGUGCAGAGGCCGGGGCAGUGGAGGAAGGAGAGCAGUUUGAGGUUCUGAACGAGGUGGUCAUUGAUAGAGGCCCCUCUCCCUACGUGUCGAAUCUGGAACUCUACGCCGACAAUGAGUUGUUGACCGUUGUCCAAGCGGACGGUUGCAUCUUCUCUACUCCAACCGGCUCGACUGCAUACUCCUUGUCCGCUGGCGGCUCUCUUAUGCACCCAUCCAUUCCCGGCAUCCUUCUCACCCCCAUCUGCCCCCACACCCUCUCCUUCCGCCCCAUGGUCCUCUCAGACUCUCACCUCCUCCGCAUUGCUGUCCCUAACGCCUCUCGAUCAACCGCCUACUGCUCCUUCGACGGUAAAGGUCGCGUCGAGCUUCGACAAGGCGAUUACGUCACCGUGGAAGCCAGUCAGUACCCAUUCCCCACCGUUGUCUCUGACAGCGGCGAGUGGUUCACCAGCGUUCAGCGUGCUCUACGCUGGAACACCCGAGGUGCUGUCCAGAAGAGCUGGGACGGUGGUGAUGGCGUCGGCGAUGCCGAAGAUGACUGGGACAUUGAUACCGAUGCUGGACUCACCGGUACGGACAGUGGUCUCGGUCCCAGCGAGGACGGCGACUCGCUAUCACCAAAUCCCAUGCGCCGCCAAAUGAGCCUGUUGAACAUGUAA